Messenger RNA from Sphaeramia orbicularis (orbiculate cardinalfish), 5198 nucleotides. RefSeq names its product zinc finger and BTB domain containing 21 (gene zbtb21). Gene Ontology annotation, molecular function: protein binding; DNA-binding transcription factor activity, RNA polymerase II-specific. Gene Ontology annotation, cellular component: nucleus. Gene Ontology annotation, biological process: regulation of transcription by RNA polymerase II. The transcript is spliced from 2 exons. Bases 138 to 3224 code for a protein of 1028 amino acids. Lineage: Eukaryota; Metazoa; Chordata; Actinopteri; Kurtiformes; Apogonidae. The record is from RefSeq and is a predicted model, not a curated record.
GCGUUCUUUGCGAUGACUUCAUCCCUGGUGUGGGAUGACGUCAAAUUCAAGAUGGAUGGAAUCACGACCAGCGCGAACAAAUCUACACAACACUGAACAAAGUCCGGGCUCUGCGGAGGACACACGACGGCCACGCCAUGGAGAGCCUCGUGCAUUACAGUAAUCCCUCCCAUGCCCUGUCGGUGUUGGGGGCCCUGAACGAGCAGCGUCUGCGGGGCCAGAUGUGCGACGUAACCCUGGUUGUGGCGGACCAGAAAUAUCAGGCCCAUAAGAGUGUCCUGGCUGCCAGCAGCGAGUAUUUCCAGUCCCUGUUCACACGGAUGGACUCGGAGUCGCUCAAAGUCGUCAAUCUGGACUUCUGUGAGCCGGACGCCUUCGAGAUAGUCCUGAAUUACAUUUACUCCUCCUCGCUGUUUGUCGACAAAGGCAGCCUGGCGGCAAUCCAGGAGCUGGGCUACAGCCUAGGAAUCCCCUUCCUCACCAACAUCGUCUCAGCGCGGCCUCAUGCAUCCUACUGCGUGUCCAGAAAACGGCUUUCAUUCUCAGAGGGCGACGAGAACGACGUCCAGACAAGGAGCGUCAUUGUGCGCAGGGUUAGGAAUGACACAACCCUCCCCUCUCGCUCAAGUCAUCUGAGAAAAACAUCGGAGAGGUCAGCGUCUCCCCACUCUGUCAGAGAGUCGACUCAGCCUCCGUCAGGACAAAACUCAUAUGAGUCAAUGGUGAACUCUGAGUCCAUCACCACCAAGUCAUCAGAGCAGAAUGUCGUCUCCGAGAGGAAGUCCACCUAUCCAUACACCUCCAUAUUGAAAGGGAAUUCAUCGCACAUGGCGUCUGUCCGGCCUCAGCUGACCACGUCUGUGUCGUUCAGUGACGCCGAGGUUCAACACAUCAGGGUUCAGCCGGACGCAGAGCAGGACGUCAAAGAGGAGAACGAGGAGCGGGAGCCUCGCUAUCAGACCAAAGCGCCCUAUCAGGGUCAGACACGAGAGCAAAGCCAGACCAUCGACAGGAGCGGACCGCUCAUCAAAAGCCUCCUCCGAAGAUCCCUAUCAAUGGACAGUCCUGUUCCUGUCUUCUCGCCCACAUUGGAGCUUAAGGAGCUCCAAAACCGUGAACAGUCUGUUGUUAAAAUGGCAUCGAAGGCGUCGGGGCCAGAAACGCCUGUUCACAACGGCAGCUCAAAACGAACGUCUCCUCUGGUUCUCAGGUCAAGGUUCCCCAGCAGGUAUGAAAAGGAAACUCAGGCAGAACGGGAGGUGAGCGUGAAAGCCGAGCCCAGCAGUCCACUCGCCGACCCCAUGGAGAUUAUUCGCAUCACGGUCGGAGACACUUUGCCCGUUAGCCUCAAAGACUUGCAAGCAAAUUAUGAACAAGGUGCCCGGCCUGACUUCAGUCCUCUCGGAAAAAGAAAGGACAGGCCAGAUAACAGACGGUACCCGUUUAAGAAGAGUAAAAUAUUUAAAGAGCACAGUCUCCGACCUGAUGAGAACGAGUCCGAAUCAGUACCUCAAAGUGCCAGGACUGAACCUAAUGAGAACAGUGAGGAGCCACCUCAGAACAAAAUCUUUAAAUGCUGGAACUGUUUGAAGGUCUUCAGGUCCAGUGCUGGCCUACAUCGCCAUGUUAACAUGUAUCACAACCCUGAAAAGCCGUACGCUUGUGACAUCUGCCACAAGCGUUUCCAUACCAACUUCAAAGUAUGGACUCACUGUCAGACGCAGCACGGCGUCGUACAAAACCCUGCCUCUUCCAGCUCCUCUGUGCUGGACGAGAAGUUUCAGAAGAAGUUAAUAGACAUUGUACGGGAGAGGGAGAUAAAGAAAGCUUUGCUGUGGAAGUUGAAGAGGAAUAAACAGGGUUUGCAGUCAUCUACGCUCACCAAGAAGAGAUCGAGGCCCAACUUCAUUUGUCCUUAUUGUGGGAAAGUAUUUGUGUUCCAGUCUCAGUACCGACAGCAUUUACGGACACAUCCUACUGAAAAAAACGACCAGGACACGGCAAGGGAGAACAUUUAUCAGGAACAAGAUGAGGUUGUCGAGGAGAAAAGCAGUGACACCGGGGUUUACUCCUGUAGACUCUGUAACAUGAAACUGUCCUCGCUGUUUGAACAAGGCGACCAUGAGCGAGGCUGUCGACACGCCACCGUAUGUCCGUACUGCGGCCUUCGAUUCUCCAGCCCAGCCGUCAAGAAAGACCACGAGGCGCACUGCAAAUACAAGAAACUGACGUGCCUGGAAUGCAUGCGAACCUUCAAGUCCUCCUUCAGCAUAUGGCGCCACCAGGUGGAGGUGCACAACCACAACAUGAUGACUGUUAAAGACCAGCUUCACCUAAAGCAGCUGGAGAACAACGAGGAGGUGUCGGAAAUGCUCAGGGAGGAGCAUUACAGCGACGAGCCUCUGGCCACGGGCAGCACAAGAGAGAACAUAAGUUACAGUGAUUCCUCAGGUCCGGCCAUGUACGACUCGGAAGACUCCUCCUCAUAUGUGCCUGAGGACUUGAGCAUGGGCCAUCAAGGCAAACUGGUGGUGAAAGAGGAGCCGGUAGAGGAGGCCGUGAGCGAGAGGGACAACACAGAUGCUGCCAAAGCCGGGUCGGAGGAGGCCGGAGUCUGGCCAUGUGAGAAGUGUGGAAAUCUCUUCAGCUCUCGCAAAGACCUAGAACGCCACCAGGAGCUGCUGUGUCACAUCAAACCCUUCAUCUGUCACAUCUGCAACAAAGCCUUCAGGACCAACUUCCGCCUUUGGAGCCACUUCCAGUCCCACAUGUCGACCGCUGGCGAACCCGGAGCCAAAGAGAUAGACCGACACCCCUCCCCUCUGUCCCCGUCCCCUCCCAUGACCCCUCAGAACUCUGAAAGGCCUCCUCCCCCCCAGGCCUCGGUGCUCAAAUCCACCCAGCCGGUGCCAGUCGCUGCAGCCAUCAUCGCCGAGGAGUCCAGCAGCCCGGAGCCAUGUGGAUCAUCAGUAACCAAGGCCAGGAGGGCGGAGGCGGAGCAGCAGCAGCAGCAGCAGCAGCAGCCCAGCAGUCGCAGCCCCCUGUCCAGGUCCAACAGCAUGGAGAACCCCAGUGGUCCUCAGGAACCGGACACGCUGUUCUACCACGCGCCGUCGCUGUCCGCCCUGACGUUCAAGAGGCAGUACAUGUGCAAACUCUGCCACCGGACCUUCAAGACGGCGUUCAGCCUCUGGAGCCACGAGCAGAGUCACAGCCACAUGUGAACGUCUACGAGAAUCAUACACCUCAGCCGACAAAGGAACACUCUGAAUGUAUAUCUUAUUAGCUUGCCUCCAAUGUCCUAUAUUGAAGUGGCCAUGUUCUUUAAUUAAAGGUGUAAAAAAAAAAAAACAAGUGAAUGUGCAAUCAAGUGCUAGGUUUCUCCGUUCGACAUAAUUAUAAAUUGUUUAUUUUUCUUCCAAAUUUGGCUCUAAGCAUUUAUCUAUUUGGAAGCUCUUUCAGUUGUCUAAUCGUAUUUAUCUCUGUAGGUGUUUUUCACAAAAACAAAACGGAACAGUCUGAUAGUCCGGUUUUGUUUUGUUUUUUCCAGAUUUAAAAAAAAAAAAGUUCAAUCCUGUACAUUAUUUCCUCAGAGUAUAGAAAACGUGCUUUAAAUUUUCGGAGGCUGCAGCUGAUUUCCAGAUUGGUGAAGUGCUUUUUGUAUCAGAGUUAUCUCUUCGUUGUGAACAAAAUCACACGGACUAAUAUCGGUGGCCUCAAAAAUGUAUUCAAUAUGCACUUUGUUGGACAGUUGAAUCCUGUUACAGAGAUUAAGUCCAAAGUUUUUCGCUUGGAUUAUUUAGUUUAGCAGAGGUUUGAGGUGAAACAAAUCAAGUUGCCCUUUACUUUGCAUUCCUAUAGAUUUUUAUUUUUGUGUCUUUCAUGUUAGUUUUAUUUUGCCUUUGCGGUUGUUUAGUUUGAGCUGAUCCAGUCUAAUGAAAAAAGUUGCAACACAUUACACAUCAUACACACCUUGUUUGUUUUACUGUAUUUGGAUUUGCCUGGAAAAGUGGAGGCAAAAUAUGUCACCAAAACCAGAUUUAUGUUAAGAGGACAAACAGAAUUUAUGUAUUUCUGACUAUUUAAACCCUUGUUUACUGCUUAUAGCUCUUAUUCAGGAAUUACAGUUUAUGUUUUCAUUUAUGUUUCUGGUGAUUCUUUCAUGUAUGUACAUAUAUAAAUUACAUAUAUAUAAAUGAAUCACAGAAAGCAAUCAUUUUUUUGAGAAAUUUCCUGUUUUUACCCUCAGAAUAACUACAAAUGUACAUGCAUGAUGCUGGAAUCCUAAAAUAAAUGAGCUCGUGGAAAUUAAUCUAAAAGAUUUAUCCUGGGUUUUAGGUUAAUCAGCACAAAAUCGCCCAGCAGGAAAUAUUUAAAAAAGUGUCACAAUUUCAGUUGACCCAUCGCAGUAAAACGCCCAUUUUAAUAAAUAUUUAUUCGCUGAGACACUUUUGUCAGUUCACCACAGUAGGUAAGCUUUACGCUGCUUUAAUGGCCUUAUGCAACUUUAAAAAUACGUCGACAAUAUUAUUUUACAUUAAAGCACAAAGGAGUUUCCGAUGACUUUCGACUCAGGCAUUUACAGGAGGUGAAGGCGAGUGGAACCUUCUCACAACCUUCGAUUAGCAGACGGUGACGGAGCUUUCCUGCUUCCUGGAGAUUUAAUAUUAAAGAUUGUGUUUUGAUUGUAUUCCAGUUGUUAAACAUUUGUAUUCUUGUACGAGUAUACUGUAUACUUCUGCUUUGGCUUGAUGGAGUAGAAAUUGAUACGAAGAGGUGUUUUUUUUUUGUUAUAAAUUAUUACUGCUACUAUUUGGGAGAUUUCAAAGAGUGCUCCACACGACAGGAAUGACUUUUAAUAAGAAAUGCGAGCUGCAUUGUGAUGUUGAAUUCAGAAAUUCUGUAUUGAUAAUAGUGCUCUUAUUUUCUUGUGAUAAAGCCUUGAUCAGAGUUUCACAGAAAUAAUUAGAAUUGUGUAUAUGGAAGUGUUUGUAUUCUCGAUUUUGUACCGAUUUUGUUAGUAAAAAGAAGUUUAUCUUUUUAGUAUUACUGUGCUCUCACUGCAAUAAUAAAUAUUUGUAUUAGCAUUGGUUGCAUUAUUGUUGCUUUUGGAGAUUUGCAGCUGUUUUGUGUUUAGACUUUUCUACAGUUUUGUGCUUCUUUUCUGUAAUAAAGAGUAACAAUGGAGUAUAUAUACA